UGCCGGUUAGCGAUGCUAGGGUGAGACAGGCUAUGAGAAGGCAGUUCCCGAGUAUGUUUAAUACUGAUCAGCCAAGAGGAAAACAACGAUUCUCGACCCCUGCCCCUUGCAUUGUAAAAAGGACAGACUUUCAUAUGUAUGUCCUUUCGGAACCCAGUCAGUUCACACCAAAGGGCUCAGAAGAGCUAGAACUUGCCCAUGCUGGCCUUGGAAAGAGGAUGUUAAGUAUACCAGACCACUUGAAACAUGAUGAGAUUGUAGCUCUACUUGAGGAGGAAUAUCCUAAACUAAAGACCUUACAAGGAGGUUGGAUGUUUUUCAAGUCUACAGGUGGUAGUGGACGUCGCAAGCUGUCCAUAAUUCCAACUGACGCUGAGGGUUACUCCACAACGCUUCUUAAAUCAGCAUCUAACAAUGGGAAAAACAUAGUAUUUGUAGUUCCACUACAGGAGAAGCUUUCUACUGAACCACUUUCCUAUAAUUCAGUAGAGUUCGCCAAGAUGCCACAGUCAAAAUGCAUUACAUGUGGCAGUCAAAUGCCUUUGCAGCUGUUGCCGUUGCAUGUGGAGGGAUGCAAUGGCACAUUGACUGAGAGUGAAUCUGGGACAUGUCUUGAUGAAGAUUGUUCAGUUCUUGAGCAGCCAGUCCCAUCUACCAUAGGCAUGGAUGAAUCCUUGGCGGUCUGCCCAAUCUGUCUUGCAUCGUACCCAGCUGAUGUUCUCCCAUUUCAUGCAAGCACAUGUGGUGACAGAAUGAACUGUGCUCAACCAGCGUAGCAGCCAGUCCCCCAAGGGGAGAAGAAUUCCCAGGACCCUCAAGGGGAGAAGAAUUGCCAGGACCCUCAGUUCCACAAUCGUCAGC
Messenger RNA from Cyprinus carpio (common carp), 861 nucleotides. RefSeq lists its product as uncharacterized. NCBI's taxonomy places the organism in Eukaryota, Metazoa, Chordata, Actinopteri, Cypriniformes, Cyprinidae. Bases 33 to 776 code for a protein of 247 amino acids. The transcript is spliced from 7 exons. The record is from RefSeq and is a predicted model, not a curated record.